UAACAGCUAUGACACACACAAGCAUCAUGAAGCUGCAAAAUGCGUCCAGUGAAAGUUCUGGCACCACAGACACACGCGUCUUUACAAGAACUUUUUUUUUUUGUUCGGGGAUCUUUGCAGCAGUCCGGCGCACAUCCCUCACCUGCCCUCAGCUCCUCUCCUCCGACUCUGUGCCGCACACAUCCUGUCUGAGAGGGAGAGGCGAAGGAGGAAGAGAAGCACCAGAAAGGACUUGCGGAGUCAAGUUUAGACAACUUUUACGCACACUUGUUUUUAAAGACUUUUAAAGUCCUCUUGGUUUUUCCACAGGAUGAUGGCACUUUCCGCGAACUUAAACCAAAUCUUAUUAUGAAGCUUAUUGUGGGAGCUGAAGUAAAGGUGCGCCUGAAGGAACUUUUUUCUUUUAUGGGUCUUUUGAUGGCACCUUAAUUAAAAAAAGAAGAAGAAGAAGAAAAAGAAGAAGAAGACUUGUUUUAAAGUUAUUACGGAGUCAUUGGAGGCGUUUGGCUGAGGGACGUCAAUCCAGUGCCAAGUUUCUGAACAGGAGAAAGAAGUUCCUCCUCAUGAAGAGUUGUUGGAUUUAUGUGAUCUGAAACAAGAAGAAGAAGAAAAAGAAAAAAGAGAAGAAGUCAUUAGGAAAUUCCUCCAUUUCGUGAUGUACAUGUGAAAGUUUCCCCGAUCCGAAUUGAUUUCGUUCGGACAAGGGGAGACUUUAAUGGAUUUUUUAUGUGGGACCCGCUAGGAUGGACGUGGUAGAUGAAACAGAAGCGUUACAGAGAUUUUUUGAAGGUCAUGAUAUUACCAGUUCUCUGGAGCCAGCCAACAUCGACACCAGUAUCCUGGAAGAGUACAUCAGCAAGGAGGACGAUAGCACUGACAUCUGUUUCUCAGAGGUCCACAGCGCCCCAGGACCAAAUUACUCAUCUCCCCAGGCAGGAGUGUCCUCCGCUGGGGGGUUGGUGUGUGGUGUGAGCCCCCCUAUACCACUUCGCCAAGGACCCCCUCUACCUGGGCCCCCUAACUGUCAGAACGCCUACCCCCCAGGUCCAUCCCUGGGCCUCCGACACAACUACUCCUGCCUGGGUCAGCAGCAGCAACACCAACACCAACACCAGCAGCAGCAGCAACAACAACAACAACAGCAGGCUCACGUCAAGCCUGAGCACAGAGGCCACUACGCUCCAGGGACACUACCUGAGUCCCCCCCAGACUCCAGCUCAGAGCCGUACUCUCCUCAGCAGGUGAAUGAUCCUCACAUGAUCAGGACCAUGACACCAGAGAACAUGUGUCACAUGACUCCAACGCCACCCCUCCCACCACAUGGCCACUAUCCCAGCAUGCAUCGGGACAUGUACCUGAAGCCCGAGCCCAUGAUAUCACAGUAUCCUAUUGGUCCAGCCACAAGCGGAAAUGGAGACAUGCAGCAGACACAGAUGCUCCAUCAGCUACUGCAACAUCCUCAGGGGCAAGAUGGCAUCCCUGUUCACCAGGCCAAGAAGAGGAAGCACUCCGACUCUCCCAACAGCACCCUGAAUUCCCAAAUCCUCACAGGUAUCAUCAAACAAGAACCAGGAUUAAUGCAGGAUGCAGACAAUGCCUACCUGGACCCAAACUAUCAGUGCAUUAAGUGGCAACCUCACCAGCAGAGCAAGUGGACACCACUAUAUGAUGCAAACUGCAAAGAGCUUCCGAUGCCGACCUACCGCGUUGAUGCCGACAAAGGCUUCAACUUCUCCCUGGCUGACGACGCUUUCGUUUGCCAGAAGAAGAACCAUUUCCAGGUCACAGUAUACAUAGGCAUGCUGGGAGACCCCAAGUACAUCAAGACAAGUGAAGGCCUGCAGCCCAUCGACUGCUUCUAUCUCAAACUCAAUGGAGUAAAGGUGGAGGCCAUGAAUCAGUCUAUCAGUGUGGAGCAGUCACAGUCUGACCGCAGCAAGAGACCCUUUAAGCCAGUGCUGGUAACCUUGCCCUCAGAGCAGGUCACAAAGGUCACAGUUGGGCGGCUCCACUUCAGUGAGACCACAGCAAAUAACAUGAGGAAGAAGGGCAAACCAAAUCCUGACCAGAGGUAUUUCAUGCUGGUGGUGGCGCUGCAUGCUCAGUCCCACAGUCAGAGCUACACUGUGGCUGCCCAAGUGUCUGAGAGGAUCAUCGUCAGGGUAACGUCUGGCCAUGCAUCCAACCCAGGCCAGUUUGAAAGUGACAACGAGGUGCUGUGGCAGCGUGGCCAACUGCCAGACUCGGUGUACCACCACGGGAGAGUGGGCAUCAACACAGACCGGCCGGACGAGGCCCUUGUUGUUCAUGGCAACCUAAAGGUCAUGGGCUCUCUGGUACACCCGUCUGACAUCAGGGCCAAAGAAAAUGUCCAGGAGGUCGACACCACAGACAAUUUGAAACGGAUUUCUCAGAUGAGGCUGGUCCAUUAUCAAUACAAGCCUGAGUUUGCUGCCACCGUGGGCAUAGAGAACACUGCAGAGACUGGAGUGAUCGCUCAGGAGGUUCAGCAAAUAUUGCCUGAAGCGGUGAAGGAGGGGGGUGAUGUGGUGUGUGCCAAUGGAGAGACUAUCCCCAACCUGUUAGUCGUCAACAAGGAACGUAUCUUCAUGGAGAACGUUGGAGCAGUGAAGGAGCUCUGCAAGCUGACAGACAACCUGGAGACUCGUAUAGACGAACUGGAGCGAUGGAGCCGCAAACUGGCCAAGCUGCGUCGCCUUGACAGUAUGAAGAGCACCGUGAGUGGUGGCACUAUCAGCCAAUCAGGGAGUUAUUUUAGCCGAACAGGAAGUGGCCCGCUAAAGAAGAAGACAGUCAAACCUGGGAGCAAGAAUUUGCUACCAGAUCAAGGCUGCAUCAGCCAGAAGUUCAUGCAGGGAACCAUCCUGGCUCUGGUCGUCGUCAUGGCCUUCAGUGUCAUUUCCAUGUCCGUCCUCUAUGUGUUGACUCUUCACCACAGAGGAGACGUCACAGAGAAAGACGGCUAUCUUCCUUCCUGUGUUCUCUACAUCUCUUGGAUGCCCAUCUUCACUGCCACUGUAACUUUCUGUCCACCUGUCUGCCCUUGGUCCAGAGCUGCACUGGGAUCUUCCCGCAAUAGUCCAUAUACUUCACCGUCCACCACCCCAGCACCAGCUUGCUGUUCAACCACAGCCAUAAACAACCAAUCAGCUACAGUUUUGACACUGAGUAACAACCAAUCCACAGCAGAUUUAAGCAGUCUGGUUCCAACACCAAGCACUAUUAUUAAGAAGGCCAAGUCCAGAACAAUGGACAAGGAGAACCGUGGUAGAAACCGCCUGAGUCACACCUCAGCACCUUUGUACUAUGCCAAGUCCAAACGGCCAGCAACUACAGACCUAGACGGAGUGGGAACUACCAACCGUCUACCCGGGGGUCAGCAGCCAGCAUCACGCAGACAACGCAGCCUGCGCACAAAGGGAGGAAGGUCAACUCCCUCUCUGGCUACUCUACAUAUCCUGGAGACAAACCAAGAAAUCACAGCUCACAGUUGCACAACACCUGAGGGCUGCAGUUACACAGUAUCACUCCAUGGAAAGAGAAAUUCUUCCAUCUCACAAAUCACUUUGCGCAUGACGUCCAUGAACAGUGUGUGGGUGCAACAAUGUGGAGUCACCAAGGGACGUUUAUGUCCCAACCACACAGAGAGAGAGCUUGUUGAUGGACAGAGUGCAUCAACAAAGGGGACUUAUCACCUGUGGUCAGUGCCCGUGCUGUCUUUCCAGGACAUCACCUAUCACUUCCGUGUCUCCCUGUCUAGUGAAGUGAGUUGUGCCACUGAUGGAGAAACCUCAUCAUACUCUGACUACCAUUUUCUCAUACAGAGCAGCUGUGUGUGAGAAGGACGACCACGUGUGACAGUGCCUUUACAACAUGCCACGUUUUUUUUCUUGGUGGUUCCAUUUGUACGCUGUUGUGACGGGAUCAAGUUUUGUCUCAUUAUUGUACAUUAUUUUUAAAAAAUACAGAACAAACUAUAUACAACUGUCCCCACUGUAAUCCCCUCCAUAUGUAUAUGCAUUAAGACAUCUCUUUGUGCUGUGAUCACUGGAAUUUGAAACACUGUUCAAGUUUGUUUUGUUUUUUUUUGUUUGUCACUGAAAACGUCUUAGAACACUGUAAUUGACAACUGUGUUGUGUCACUGUUAACUGCUAUUAUGUAAUUAACAUUCAUGAGUUUAUAGCUCAACUUAAUUACUGAUCACUAUGUCUUCCAUACUUAUCAUAAGCCAUAAUUACUUUUUAGCAGCAAGUUUCUUAAUGAAGUCCAGACUAAGAUACUGUAGAUGACACUACACAUAUUUUUGCUUAUGUUUUUAAUAUGUUGAAUCGUUAUGUACACUGAAACUAGUGUCAACUGAAAACAAAAACACUUUUCAGUAGUUUUAUACACUGGAGAGAAGAUUAUUGGCUUCUGCUGAAGGCCUCAGUGAGUGGUUGCAGCUCGCACUGGAAAUAUACCUCAGUAGUGCACACUGGCAAAUCCUGGGUCUGUACAGUAGAGCAUUGUGUUUGAGGCUGCUGCAGUCGACUAGACUGUCUGCUGUCUCCUCAUGUAGCAUCUGACUAAACACUGUACAGAGUGGAAAGUACUCUGCAGUAUUCCUAUCUCAACGUCAGAUUGUUACAUUGGAUGUUUAUGCAUGUGUAUACGUAUUACGAGAUCCUUCACCACUGAGUCAUGCUCAUUUCAGCAGAUUCACUGGAUAAGACUGGAUAAGUCUACAAAUCACUGGAAAUGAACAUGUAGAAACACUGACAGCAUUUAGCAUCUGAUAGUGGAAAUGCCAACACUGACAAUAAUUAAAGAAACACUGGAAUAUCAUACACUGUAUUUUGGUAACUGGACAGAAUGCUGGUAAGGCAAUAAAUGGCAUAUAUCAUGUCAGAUGCAUGCCCAAUCAUUUCUCUAAAAAUGAUACAUCUCAGCUCAGAGGCAACUCAAAUGCUGCUUCAGCUUUGGAAAUCCCAUUUUAACGGCUUGAUCAUAAAGCUGAGAAGGAGUCACGUUUAUUUACGCACACUCAAGAGAUAAAAAAUGUAUGUACACUGGAUUCGCUCAUGUUUUUUAAAAAUAUUUUCCUGUGCCAUACCAUUAAGCCGUGAUAACACUUUUAAAAUAACUAAAUUGUGUAAUUUGUUUCUAUCCUUUCCUGUCUUCAAAGCGUUCUCACCACAUUCACCACCAUGCUUUUGUUGACAUGUAAAAAAAAAAUCCAUAUUUCAUAUGUGUCUGUGUUCAGAAAGAAAAAAAUACAAAUGUAAAAUCAAUAUUAAAUAGGAAAAACAGCCAUCAGACAAAGGUUUAUGGAAGACACUGUAUAAUGUUUUCAGUAUAAUUAUGACUUCAGUGGGUAUAGUAUACUAUUUUAGCUUAUUUAUAAUGCACCAGCUUGCAUUAUGAAACCACUCUAGCACUUUUUGCACUGUAUAUAUGAACUGCUUUUGCUCUAUCCAGUGCACCAGACUGUUUUCAUGUACUCUGGUAGAACUGCAUUGCAUGUAACUGUAUAGCUUCAUUUUGUUACUACCAAUGCUCCUUUUUAUCUGAUGUGUUUUAUCAUAUUGUUUUUAUAGUUGAUAUUAUUAUUGUUAUUUUCUUUUUUUUGGGUUGUUGUAUUAUCAAUAAUAUAUUAACUUUUAGCUAAUGGAGCCCAGACUUGAUUGAUAAGCAUGAAAACACACA
Molecule: messenger RNA, 5707 nt
Organism: Larimichthys crocea (large yellow croaker)
Lineage: Eukaryota; Metazoa; Chordata; Actinopteri; Sciaenidae
Gene: myrf
Product: myelin regulatory factor
Exons: 27
Coding region: 744-3860 (1038 amino acids)
Biological process (GO): positive regulation of DNA-templated transcription; protein autoprocessing; central nervous system myelin maintenance
Cellular component (GO): nucleus; endoplasmic reticulum membrane
Molecular function (GO): sequence-specific DNA binding; DNA-binding transcription factor activity
Source: RefSeq, a predicted model, not a curated record